GGAACAAAGCGGGUUGUUUCCACCCGGACCAUUGAGUGUGUAACACAAGUUGUGAGUAAACGUUCCUGCUGAGCAUACACGUGAUUCUCCGUGUCUUUAUUAAUGAUCGUUAGGGUGCUAACGUAACAGUAGAUGAUCAGAGUAAAGUUGUAAAGACGUCAGCGCUGAGUUGAGUUUCCCCUCUGUGACUCUUGGAUGUGUGUAAGAUGGCCGGGUUUAAGGAUCUUAAAGAGUUAUUCAGUCGACGGCUGCUCGCUGCGGUUAUCAGAGAUAUAACAGAAGAAAGAACAACAAGUGGAUACGAAGAGGAGCUCCACCGACAAAGAAAACUGCUGGAUGUGAUUUUAACUCCUGAAAUCAAGCUACAGAGAACAGAUGUCCAGCAGCUGUUGGUGAGUAAAGAAGAGCUUCCACCUGAGCAGCAGGAGUGGAGCCACAUUCUGGACCAGGAGGACACUAAGCCCCAACACAUUAAAGAAGAACAUGAGGAACUGUGGAUCAGUCAGGAGGAAGAACAGCUUCAAGGACUGGAGGAGGCUGAUACCGCCAAGUUCCCCUUCACUCCUGUCUCUGUGAAGAGUGAAGAUGAUGAAGAGAAACCUCAGUCCUCACAGCUUCAUCAGAGACAAACUGAACAGAUGGAAACAGGAGUUGAUGGAGAGGACUGUGGAGGAGCAGAACCAGAGAGAGACUCAGAUCCAGAGAGACGUUUACAACCAGAGACUGAGGUCGAGACUGAAGACUCUGGUGAACCCGAGACUGAUGACAGUGAUGAUUGGAAAGAGACAAGAGAAGAUCUGUCAGAAUUAAACUUGAAAAAUAAGAAACUAAAGGCUGGUAAGAGACAACACAGCUGCUCGGAGUGUGGUAAAAGAUUUAACCAGAAAGGGACUCUGACCACACACAUGUUAGUUCAUACAGGAGAAAAACCCUUCAGCUGCUCUGUUUGCAGUAAAAGCUUUACCCAUAGACAAAGUCUGACCACAUACAUGUUAGUUCAUACAGGAGAGAAAACCUUCAGCUGCUCUGUUUGCAGUAAAAGCUUUACCCGAAGAGGACAUCUGACCACACACAUGUUAGUUCAUACAGGAGAGAAAGCCUUCAGCUGCCCUGUUUGCAGUAAAAGCUUUACCCAAAGAGGAAAUCUGACCACACACAUGUUAGUUCAUAAAGGAGAGAAAGCCUUCAGCUGCUCUGUUUGCAGUAAAACCUUUACCCAUAGGCAAAGUCUGACCACACACAUGUUAGUUCAUACAGGAGAGAAACCCUUCAGCUGCUCUGUUUGCAGUAAAAGCUUUACCCGAAGAGGAAAUCUGACCACACACAUGUUAGUUCAUACAGGAGAGAAACCCUUCAGCUGCUCUGUUUGCAGUAAAAGCUUUACCCGAAGAGGAAAUCUGACCACACACAUGUUAGUUCAUACAGGAGAGAAACCCUUCAGCUGCUCUGUUUGCAGUAAAAGCUUUGCCCAAAGAGGAACUCUGACCACACACAUGUUAGUUCAUACAGGAGAGAAAGCCUUCAGCUGCUCUGUUUGCAGUAAAACCUUUACCCAUAGACGGAGUCUGACCACACACAUGUUAGUUCAUACAGGAGAGAAAGCCUUCAGCUGCUCUGAGUGUGGUAAAAGCUGUACCCAAAGACAACAUCUGACCACACACAUGUUAGUGCAUACAGGAGAGAAACCCUUCAGCUGCUCUGUUUGCAGUAAAAGCUUUACCGUAAGAGGUAGUCUGACCACACACAUGUUAGUGCAUACAGGAGAGAAACCCUUCAGCUGCUCUGUUUGCAGUAAAAGCUUUACCCGAAGACAACAUCUGACCACACACAUGUUAGUGCAUACAGGAGAGAAACCCUUCAGCUGCUCUGUUUGCAGUAAAAGCUUUACCGUAAGAGGUAGUCUGACCACACACAUGUUAGUGCAUACAGGAGAGAAACCCUUCAGCUGCUCUGUUUGCAGUAAAAGCUUUACCGUAAGAGGUAGUCUGACCACACACAUGUUAGUUCAUACAGGAGAGAAAGCCUUUAGCUGCUCUGUUUGUAGUAAAAGCUGUACCCAAAGACAACAUCUGACCACACACAUGUUAGUGCAUACAGGAGAGAAACCCUUCAGCUGCUCUGUUUGCAGUAAAAGCUUUACCCGAAGACAACAUCUGACCACACACAUGAUGAUUCAUACAGGAGAGAAAUGCUAAUCCUGUGCAAUGGUAAAACUGAUCCAAAGGAUUCCAACUUAACAUCACUAAUGUGUAUAUAAGACAAAAAAGAGAUAAAAGACAUAAAUCUGUCUCUACUUUUUUGACAUUGAUGUUUUGUUGCUGACAUAUGAACCAGUAAGUUGGGAUCAGCUAUGACGUUUGAAUUCAAAGUGUUUAUAUGAAACAGUUACAGUGUAAGGAUUCUUCUUCUCUCCUGAUAUCUUCUCUUCUUUCUGUCACUCUGUUUCCUUUGAUGCCUCUGUGUUGGGUAGCAGAAGUUCUUCAGACAGCUCACGUGUAACCUUGUAAUAAAUAAACUGAUGUAGAGUGAGAAAGA
Labrus mixtus (cuckoo wrasse) is the source of this 2535-nucleotide messenger RNA. RefSeq names its product gastrula zinc finger protein XlCGF57.1-like. Lineage: Eukaryota; Metazoa; Chordata; Actinopteri; Labriformes; Labridae. Gene Ontology annotation, molecular function: DNA-binding transcription factor activity, RNA polymerase II-specific; RNA polymerase II transcription regulatory region sequence-specific DNA binding. The record is from RefSeq and is a predicted model, not a curated record. Gene Ontology annotation, cellular component: nucleus. Gene Ontology annotation, biological process: regulation of transcription by RNA polymerase II. The coding region runs from base 207 to 2195 and encodes 662 amino acids. The transcript has 2 exons.